Eimeria acervulina is the source of this 834-nucleotide messenger RNA. RefSeq names its product proliferation-associated protein 2g4, putative. The coding region runs from base 1 to 834 and encodes 277 amino acids. The record is from RefSeq and is a predicted model, not a curated record. The transcript is spliced from 5 exons. NCBI's taxonomy places the organism in Eukaryota, Apicomplexa, Conoidasida, Eucoccidiorida, Eimeriidae.
AUGACAGAGGGAGAGAAGGAGGGGCCUCAGGAGCUAAGCAGCCCCCAGGCGGUUGAGAAGCUGCGUGUUGCUGCAGAAAUUGCAAAUGCGGCACUGAAGCAGUUGUUGUGCCGCGUGGUGCCGGGUGCUGAUGUUUUUGAGUUAUGUUUGUUUGGCGACAAUUACAUCGACGGGGAGACGAAGAAAGUGUAUCAAAAGAAAACUAAAUCUAAAAGCAAAAUAGAGAAGGGGAUUGCUGUGCCUACGAGUAUAUCUGUGAACGAAGUUUUUGCUAACUGUUCUCCUUGCGAACGCGGUGCAUCUUUUCUUUUAAAGAAAGGCGAUGUAGUAAAGGUUGAUUUAGGAGUGCAUGUAGACGGGUUUGUUGCUGCUGUUGGGUAUACUGUUAUUUGCUGCAGCAGCAAUGCUGCUGCAUUCGGCAGCAACAGCAACAGCGGAGGGGGACCCGCUGCAGCAGCAGCAGCAGCCGAAGCAGCAGCAGCAGCAACAGCAACAACAACAGAAAUCUUAGCAGCCCUGCCGCCUCCAAGUGAAGAGUAUCUGCAGCAGCAGCAGCAGCUGCAGGACGCUGGGAAGGAGGCUCUUGCUGCAGUAGACGGUGCUGCUGCUCUCGUAACGAAGGCUUGCUGGCUAGCAGCAGAAGCAGCAAUCCGCAAAAUAGAAAUCGGCAGCAAUGCAAGCGAAGUAACGAAAGCUGUUGAUGCUGUUGCUGAAGACUUGGGAGUCAAACCUAUGCAGGGGGUGUUGUGCUACCAGAUGAAGCAGCACGUGAUAGAGGGCAGCCGCUGCUUCCCUCUUGUUGCUGCAGCAGGCGAGGAGAAGGUUCGUCCUUAG